AUGCUGUUGGACCUGUGUAUCCACGUCACUACUUCUACAAUAAGAACGGUGCACUACGAACAGUCCAUUGUGGACAAGGGCUGGAGAUCGAGGACCACCUGGUUGGUGCUACUGGGCUCUACUUUGGCCUCGUUGGCAAUGAUCUUUCACAGUUGGAGAAUCUUUACCGAGCGUGACAAAACCAAUGUUCCGGAGCCCAAUCCUGGAAUCCUUGUCCGAAAGUUUCUCACUUCCCAUCGUGAAGGACCCGAGCCAGACUCCAACACGCCCAACUUCACUUUCCAGCGGCAGAAGUCGCACGAAACCGAGCCGAGUAAAACAGACAAACUCGAGCACAAUGUGUUAUCCAAAUCCAGCACACCUACUUCUGAUUGGUCGAUCAACCCGAUGCAACCAUCUCGUUCACCGCCUCAAUUCUCGGCAUUAGAUGAUAUCAAUCGUUAUACAUCAUACGAAAUGCCCCCCAUCAGCGAACGCGACAAGUUGGGCGGUUAUCUUUGCGUUCCAUCUGCUCAUGUUCCUUAG
Messenger RNA from Puccinia graminis f. sp. tritici CRL 75-36-700-3, 525 nucleotides. RefSeq lists its product as uncharacterized. The record is from RefSeq and is a predicted model, not a curated record. The coding region runs from base 1 to 525 and encodes 174 amino acids. NCBI's taxonomy places the organism in Eukaryota, Fungi, Basidiomycota, Pucciniomycetes, Pucciniales, Pucciniaceae. The transcript is spliced from 3 exons.